UUGAUCUGUUUCUCUUUAUGUAACAGCUCUUUGGUGCUUGAGAAAAGUGAGUUUUCUCUUGGAGACGUUAUGAAUGCUGUUGUCAGCCAAACAAUGUCAUUGUUGAGGGAGAGGGAUUUACAACUUAUUCGGGAUAUCCCUGAUGAAAUCAAGGAUGCAUCAGCAUAUGGUGAUCAAUUUAGAAUUCAACAAGUUUUGGCUGACUUCUUGCUAAGCAUGGCACAGUCUGCUCCAUCCGAGAAUGGCUGGGUAGAAAUACAAGUCAGACCAAAUGUAAAACAGAAUUAUGACGGAACAGAUACAGAGCUUUUCAUCUUCACGUUUGCCUGCCCAGGUGAGGGCCUCCCCACUGACAUUGUCCAGGAUAUGUUCAGCAAUUCCCAAUGGUCAACCCAAGAAGGCGUAGGACUAAGCACAUGCAGGAAAAUCCUCAAAUUGAUGGGCGGCGAGGUCCAAUACAUCAGGGAGUCAGAGCGGAGUUUCUUCCUCAUCGUCCUUGAGCUGCCCCAACCUCGUCUAGCAGCUGGUAGAGAAAAUCAGCUGAUAUGUUAAGAUCUGCGCUGACAC
Zea mays is the source of this 567-nucleotide messenger RNA. RefSeq names its product phytochrome B. The transcript has 2 exons. The coding region runs from base 70 to 552 and encodes 160 amino acids. The record is from RefSeq and is a predicted model, not a curated record. Lineage: Eukaryota; Viridiplantae; Streptophyta; Magnoliopsida; Poales; Poaceae.